CCUUUUCCUGAAUUGUGGGAGCAAGCGACUGCUGUCCUGAACACCUUCUGCACUGCAACCCCGAGGGGAGUAUUGGGAGAGAAAAGGUAUGUCCCUUCCUGGGAGGGUUCCUGGAGUGAAGGAAGUAGAAGUGUGGGUUUGGGUGUUGUGACUUUAUCUGCAUUUGGAGUUUAGUAAGUUCAUUUUCACACUAAGUGGUGAGCAAUCACCAGAGGCCAGCAUCUUGGCUUUGCUCUUUUCGGUUGUGGUACCUGGAAGACACUGCCUUCACUGUUUCCAAGCCAUGAAGAGGAUGGACAGAAGCAGGGCGAGGGGACCACUGUAUAAGCAGUUUGACUUGGAGAGAAAGAAUGCCAGGCAAGCUGAAGCUCGCCUCAGCCUGAGGCUGCAAAGGCUGGAGCUCAUCUGCCUCUAUCAUGUGAAAUCGCUGGCCAGGGAACAGAGGCAGCUUCAGAAAGAACUACAGCGGCUACAGCAAGAUAUCAUCAAGAAAAGGCUCUCCUCUCAUGUGGAGAGUGGAAUUCAGAAGAGACCAAGAGAUGGCGUCACAUUCUCACCACAAACAGGACAGAGCCACACAGUCCCAGACCCUAAAAUCAGGAUAUUGGCAACCAAUAGGAUCCAAGAAAUUAAAACUAAGAUUCAGGGGCCCUCUUUACAUGACUCUGCCCUCAAAGAUGCCCUGAGAAACGAAGAGCACCUGCAAUGUCAACGUGACAGACACAGCUGCUACAAGGAAGGGAAUUCACAAGCCCAGGAGGGAAAGUCUACAAAGCCCCUUAACAGCAGGGACCACAACAAGGAUGUCUCUGUCCCAUGUCAUGGUCAAGAGAUCUCCACCAACAGCACAGAAGACAGCCCCGUGUCUAGCUCAGAUGGUGACAGGGGGUCAGCAUCUGCAGAUGAGACCAGAUCAAAAAAUGCUGGUCAAAAGCUACAUGGGGAUGCUGGAGACCAAAAUGCCCCAAGCUCUGUGGAUUGUGCAGAGAGCUCCAAAGGCAAAUGCACAAAGCCAACCUUCCUAGAGUUGUUUGCAAAGGCCAAAAAUGCCCACUAUCUCCGCCACAGGGUGCCCCCUGAGUCUGAGAGGUUGCUUAGCAUUAGGGAGAUAUUUGGACAUGGAGACUCCUCACUCCUAAGAGAAGGGGGAAAACUGUGAAAAUAAUACCAAGUUCUUUCCUCCCUGUCUGCGUAAUGUAGCCUGGCAAUAAGGUGCCAUAACCACUAUGGAAAUGCGACCCUCAAAUAGCUGUAGUAAGUAGUACACAGAAAUAAACAGAAAUCCAUGACAACUUUCUUUUGCAUCCUUAGGGCCUCCUACCCUUUUAUAUGGUCUUUCUCAUGAUAAACUUUCUUAUAAUAAAGGAUACUAUGAAAGGGAAGAGAGGGGAUAUAAUGUGAAAAUAUUUUAAUUGAGAACUCGGACUUGUUUUGAUGGAGACAAAGCCUUGUUUGCCCAAAGGGCCUUCUCAUUGAAGAGGUGCUUAUAGCGCCAUCUGCUGGUCAAAUGGCAUAGCUGGUCGCCUUGUUUCAUUUCUUUUGGGGAUUGUGUGGGAACCCAGCUGAAACUAUGUAGUGACAUAGUCUCCAAAUAAAACCUGUUCUCACCACAGUUAGUACUCUUUCUUUGAAGCUCCUUCUUCCCUUGUUUCUC
Molecule: messenger RNA, 1654 nt
Organism: Phodopus roborovskii (desert hamster)
Lineage: Eukaryota; Metazoa; Chordata; Mammalia; Rodentia; Cricetidae
Gene: Ccdc190
Product: coiled-coil domain containing 190
Exons: 3
Coding region: 284-1159 (291 amino acids)
Source: RefSeq, a predicted model, not a curated record